AUGGAGCAGGUUGGGGGUUCAGGUGCGCGUUCCAGAAGCGGGGCUGCUAGUCCUAGAGCCGAGGACGACGAGGGUGACGAUGCGCGUUGCACGAGUAGCAAUGUCGACGGGAAUAAUCACAGCAGCAGCGUCCGCAAUAGCGGAAAUGACGGAGCUGUUGUGCGGGAGGUGUCGGAGAGGAGCCAAGUCUCCUCCUCACCAGAAGAGGCCGCACCACGGACGGCAAACGCGCCGCCGGAAGCAAUGUCUAACCCAAUAAUAGCAGCAGCAGUACCAGCCGCUGCCACUGAUUAUCGUAAAACUGACGCUCAUGCGACGGCAGCUUCAGGUGGCCCUGCGGCCGCCGGCAAAAGGGCCGUCGUAGCUCCUGGGCAGCUGCAAAUACCACCGAGCUUCCAUUCCAAUCUUAGGGUUUCUGAGGAUGGCAAUGCGGGGACCGGCUAUGCUGCUGGUGGCGGGAAAGGGAAGGCGGGUUCUUCUGGGUGUGGUAACCGAGUGCGGAGUAGGGAGUUUACUGCGGUACGUUCCGGUGAGGAAGCAGAUCAAGCGGAGACGACGACGAGGCGUGCAGGAGAGCUAGACGCAAGGAGUAAGACGAGAAACGGAGGGAGAGGCGGCGGGAAGGGUAGAAACCAAGGAGCGCGCGGGAGAGGGAGGAGCAGCAAAGGCAACCGGCCGGUUUCCGCUGCUGGGAGCAAGCAAGGGGAACGAGAAGGCUGGGUGUUAGACCUUACAGGUCUAGGCCUCGACAUAGGGAUUGAAAUGGGGAAGCGGAAAGGGCGGGCGGUGGCGGGGCCUGCUGGGGGGAGCGGGCUGGUGAGGAGGGAUGAGAUUGUGUUUGCGCGGACGGUGGGGGGAAGGAGACGGCGCCUUCCCCCUGCUCCUGUGUGGGUGGGCAAGGAGGGCGAUAAGCGGUUGGGAGGCGGUGAAGGAAGAGGGGUGGGGUGUUUGCAGGAGAGGGCGGUGGGGCCGACUAGCAGCGCGGAAAUGUCUUCUUCUGUCUCUUCUGCUUCCGCCUCUGCCGCUGGUGGUGGCACUGCGGCUGCUAGUACUGCCAGUACCACUGCUGCUGCUGCUGCCGCUGCUGAUGGUCGUGGUACUAACGCUGCUGCUGCUGCUGCUGGUGCUGCUGCUGGUGCGGAGAGCGGCGGCGGUAGGGCGAGUCUAGGAGUGACGUCUUUUGCCGCUCUGUCCUCCUCAUCGCUCCCCUCACUCCCAAUCUCCAUACCCUUACCGCCCCUGCUGGGCGGGGUGCUUCAGUCUGCUGCUUCUGCUGCCGCUGCUGCUCCCGCUGCUGCUGCUGCUGCAGCCUCUGAUGGUGCACCUACAGCUGUAUCAGCUGGAGCGGUUGUGGCUGCUACUGGCGCAGCUUCUUCUGAAGAGUCAGGGUUGGGAAUAGAGGGGCAGUUGGGAAAAAAGGAGGCGGGGGGCGUGCAUCAACGGCAGGAAGGAAACACAGAGGAAGACGAUGAGAGGAAAGGGAAGGGUGAGGUAGAGGUGACGGCGGAGGAGGAGGUGGGGGAAGAAGAGGAGGACGAUGGAAACGAGGAUGAGGAGGAGUACGAUGAGGAGGAAGAGGAAGAAGAAGAGGAGGAAGAGGAGGUAGAGGGAGGGUAUGAUGACGAAGACACAGAGGAGGACUUGAGGCGUGUGGAGUCUCACGAGGAGAUGAGCAGCCACGGGGGAGCAGCCAGCGACAGCAUGUACGAGUUCUUGGACGGCGAGGGCGAAGGGGAUGGAGAUGGAGAGGGCGAUGUGGUGGUGGAGGGGGAAGGGGGAGGGGCGGAGGGGGACAUGGAGCCGUUGCUCAAGUACGAGCGGAUGGAGAGGGACGUGAGCGAGGUGCUCAAGACGGCCAUCCCCACGUGCGUGGCGCUCUCUGCGCACGGCCUCAUUGCGCUGGGCACCACGGAGGGCACUCUGCAUGUCGUCGACCACCAUGGCCGACAGGUCAGUCAGCCGCCUCGCCCUGCUCUCCCUGCUCGCCAUGCUCUCCCUGCUCGCCAUGCUCUCCCUGCUCGCCAUGCUCUCCCUGCUCGCCCUGCUCUCCCUGCUCGCCCUGCUCUCCCUGCUCGCCCUGCUCUCCCUGCUCGCCCUGCUCUCCCUGCUCGCCCUGCUCUCCCUGCUCUCCCUGCUCUCCCUGCUCUCCCUCCUCUCUCUGCUCUCUCUGCUUUCCUGCUCUCCCUGCUCUCUCUCAAUGUGAAGACCUACGACCCACACGUGGGAGCCGUGACAGACGCGGUCUUCGACUCCACCUCCUCACACCUCGCCACCUGCUCAGACGACGGCACUGUAGUCAUCCGCUCCCUCAACCUCCCUCCCCACCUCACCACCCCACCUCCCCUCUCCUCCUCCCCAUCCUCCUCUUCCCUCUCCUCCUCCGCGUUCACCGCAUCCUCCCCGCCGGCUUCUCUCUCCGCUGCUGCUGCGGCUGCGGCGUCCUCGGGGGUGGAGACGGUGGAGCGGUUUGAGUACCAUCGCCCGCUCAGAUCGCUUGCUCUUGAUCCCGCGUUCGGUGCUGUGUGGCGCACACGCCAGUUCGCCACUGGGGGCGUGGCGGGGGAGCUUAUUUUGAGCACACGGGGGUGGCUGGGGGCGACGGAUCAGGUGCUGCACACGGGGGAGGGCGCUAUAACAGUGGUGCGGUGGAGGGGCACGUACCUAGCAUGGGCCAACGACCGUGGAGUCAAGGUCUACUGUGUCGCCUCCUCUGCUCGCCUCGCCUUUGUGGAGCGCCCACGAGGCAGCCCCAGCCCUUCCGUGCUGCCUCCACACCUCUUCUGGCGGGUCCGUGCUCCCCCUCCUGCUCCCCCUCGUGCUCCCCCUCCCGCUUGCCCUCCUGCGUGCUCUCCCAUUCCCCGGCGGGCUACGUUCCUUAUCCAUCCUGCGGGCGAGGGGCCCCUCACUCUGGUACGCCCUGCCCCACUCGAGGGUGGGGCCAUGUGCAUGGGCAUGGAUAUGUGCAUGGGCAUGGAUAUGUGCAUGGGUAUGGAUAUGUGUAUGGGCAUGGAUAUGUGCAUGGGCAUGGAUAUGGGCAUGGGCAUGGGCAUGGGCAUGGGCAUGGGCCUGAGCAACACAUUGCCCACCUUGUGCCAUGCUCCAAUUCACCCAUCCCUCCAACCCUCUGUUCCCCCCGCUCCAUGCACAAUGUCAACUGUCUCCCUGUGCAUCUGGCCCUAUGUUCUCCUCCCCUCCUGUCCUCCUCUACCCCUGUCCCUCCUCUCCCCCUGUCUGCUUCUCCCCCUGUCUUCCUCUCCCCCUUUCCUCCUCUCCCCUGUCCUCCUCUCCGCCUGUCCCCCUGUCGUCCCGAUGAGCAGGGAUGCACAGGACCACGUGCAGUGGCUGCUGUCACAGGGCCGCAUUCAUGCUGCUCUAGAAGCCACCGGCCUUGCACCUGCUGCUUCUGCCACUGGCGCUUCUGCUGGUGCUUCUAGUGCCACUACUGAUGGUGCUGCGUCUGCUGGCGCUGCUGCUGCUGCUGCUGCGGAUGGUGGUGGUGGUGCUGCUGCCGCUGCUGGCGCUGCUGGUGGUGCUGCUGCUGCCGCUGCUGGCGCUGCUGCUGCUGCUGCUGCUGCUGCUGCUGCUGCUGCUGCUGCUGCGGAUGGUGGUGGUGCUGCUGCUGCCGCUGCUGGUGCUGCUGCUGGUGCUGCGGGCAGUGCAGGGAUGGAGGGAGGAACGCUAACAGGCAUCACACUGGAGUUGCUUUCAGAGGUGAGGAGAGGAAAGGCGAGGCGACCAGCAGUGAAAGGCGACCAGCUGUUGUGGGUUCACACCAAACACUGGCCUGAUGCAGAGUGCAGAGAGCAGACAGUGCUCUGCAUGCACUCGCAUCUGGCACAGGGACAUGAUGCCCGCGUCUCAGUCAGGUGGGACAGCAGCAGCAGGGAGCAGCACCUGGCGCAUCAGCACUCGCACUCCCCUCUCCCCUGCAUCUCUCCCUGCAUCUCUCCCUGCAUCUCUCCCUGCAUCUCUCCCUGCAUCUCUCCCUGCAUCUCUCCCUGCAUCUCUCCCUGCAUCUCUCCCUGCAUCUCUCCCUGCAUCUCUCCCUGCAUCUCUCCCUGCAUCUCUCCCUGCAUCUCUCCCUGCAUCUCUCCCUGCAUCUCUCCCUGCAUCUCUCCCUGCAUCUCUCCCUGCAUCUCUCCCUGCUCUCUCCCUGCCUCGUUGGCACCCACACGCACACACGCACAUACCCCCACCCCACCUGCAUGCCCCAACCAGUUGGGGCAGCAGUACCUGGAGCAUCUGAUGCAGCAGCGCAGGUACCACCAGGCCGCUGCUCUCUGCCCCAAGCGUCAUCUCGUGGGGCAGCAGUACCUGGAGCAUCUGAUGCAGCAGCGCAUGUACCACCAGACCGCUACUCUCUGCCCCAAGCUGCUCCGCUCUCACGCCGCCUCCUGGGAGAGGUGGGUGGUGUGUUUCGCCCAGGCGCAUCAGCUACCAGUGCUGCUGCCGCACAUUCCCUUUGAGCACCCCCAGCUCGCCCCAGCGGUCUAUGAGAUGGUGCUCUGUGCGUUCCUGCCAUCCCCAGCGGACCACCCUCUCUUCCUCGCCGUCAUGCGCUCGUGCCCUUUUGAAACGUCUCAGAAUUCUUCCCCUCACAACCCCCCUCCAUCCCCUCCCUGCUGCCUCCAGAUGGUGCUGUGUGCGUUCCUGCCAUCCCCAGCGGACCACCCUCUCUUCCUCGCUGUCGUACGCUCGUGGCCGCCCGCUAUCCUGCCGCUGCCCUCCCUCAUCGCCCGCGCUCAAUCCCGCCACGCCGCUCUCGCUGCUCACGCCCGUCCCUCCGCGCCCCUGCUCGAGGUGAUGAUGCUGGGAAUGGGAAGUAGGAAGGGACACUUUCACGGGACGGGAAAGGGGCUUGGCUUCCGUCCAAAGAGCGCAUGUUUUGCUGCUCCCGUUUCAUACAUCUCAGAGCUCCUGUUUCUCUGCUCGCAUCGCAUCGCAUGCAUCCCACUCUGCUUCGUUCUGCCACACUCUGCUGCUCUCCCUCUGCUGUCCAUCAACUCUCCCUCUGCUGCCCAUCAACUCUCCCUCUGCUGUCCAUCAACUCUCCCUCUGCUGUCCAUCACCUCUCCCUCUGCUGUCCAUCAACUCUCCCUCUCCUUUCCAUUACCCCUGCCUGUCGUCACAGGCCUUGGCAGAGCUAUCAAUGAAGAGCAACAACAUACCACAGACCCUGCACUUCUACCUCCUCGUAUGCUCCCCCCUUUCGCCCCUCUGCUCUUAUAUCCUCCAAGGUACCUUGUUGCCACUUUCGUCCCCCCUUCCCUUCUCAUUCGCCGUCCCUAG
This is a messenger RNA of Closterium sp. Naga37s-1, 5289 nucleotides long. Lineage: Eukaryota; Viridiplantae; Streptophyta; Zygnematophyceae; Desmidiales; Closteriaceae. The record is from the annotation of a GenBank genome assembly.